AGAAGCUCGACCGCAACGUUUAAGUUUUUGAAAGAUUAGAAUCAACAACAUGUCCAAGCGCGUUCAGCCAGCAUGGCAAGCUCCAUCGGCUCAUGUGAAGCCAAAAUUACGCUUGUAUAAUAGUUUGACUAGGCAGAAGGAGGAGUUCGUGCCACUAGACGGCAACAACGUUACUUGGUAUAGCUGCGGCCCAACGGUCUACGAUGCAUCGCACAUGGGCCAUGCAAGGUCGUACAUUUCGUUUGACAUUCUUCGUCGAAUUUUGGCCAAUUACUUUGGCUACAACAUCCACUACGUUAUGAAUAUAACUGAUAUUGAUGAUAAAAUAAUUAAGCGUGCCCGCCAGAACCACCUCUUUGAGGAAUAUUCCAGUGCCGCCGAACAGUUUCCGCUAGACCGGUUGCUCAGCGAGCAAAAAGAGGUGUUAGCCCAGUUUCAGGCCACAUGCGCUAAAAACACGGAUCCGGAUAAAAAAGUAAUGCUCGAUAGGACUUUGCAGCGUAUGCAGGACGCCGUUGAUGCCCUGACAAAGGCUGUGAGCAAUGGGGACACAGCACGCAUUGCUGAAACGCGGCGAAACUAUUUGACUGAGGCAAAGGAUCCCAUUGCGGAGUGGCUAGAUUUGAAGAAGGGCGCAGAGGUGAACGAUAACGCCGUUUUUGAAGCGCUGCCUCGGUAUUGGGAAGAUCAAUUUCACAACGAUAUGAGGUCAUUAAACAUCUUGCCGCCAGAUGUGCUUACACGUGUAUCGGAAUAUGUACCACAGAUUAUACAAUUUAUACAGCGAAUUAUUGAAAAUGGACUGGCGUAUGCGGCAAACAACUCGGUCUAUUUCGAUGUGAGUGGUUUCGAUAAACGUGAGAAACACCACUAUGCGAAAUUAGUACCGGAAGCAUAUGGCGACACCAAGUCGCUCCAAGAAGGUGAGGGUGAUUUGUCUGUUGCCGAGGAUCGCCUAUCCGAAAAACGAUCGGCCAACGAUUUCGCUCUUUGGAAGGCGAGCAAGUCGGGCGAGCCGUGGUGGGACAGUCCCUGGGGUCGUGGACGGCCUGGCUGGCACAUUGAAUGUUCGGCAAUGGCUUCAGACGUUUUUGGACCAAAGUUUGAUAUACACACUGGAGGUGUGGACCUUAAGUUUCCGCAUCAUGACAAUGAACUGGCACAAUCCGAGGCUGCAUUUAAUGAAUCCGAAUGGGUGAAGUAUUUCCUACACACUGGACAUCUCACAAUUGCCGGCUGUAAAAUGUCCAAGUCGCUAAAGAACUUCGUCACAAUACAACAAGCUCUGAAAAAGCACAAUGCGACACAAUUGCGUCUAGCGUUUUUGCUGCAUUCUUGGAAGGACACGCUGGAUUACUCCGACAACACCAUGGAAAUGGCCACACAGUACGAGAAAUUUCUUAACGAGUUUUUCUUGAACGUCAAGGACUUAACACGCCACGUUUUGUCCGACCAGCUUAGGCUCCAAUUCGAUGCGUGGACUGAGGUGGAAGCUGCAUUACAAAAGAAAUUUAGUGACGCUCAGGUGCAAGUCCAUAUAGCUUUAUGUGAUAACGUCGAUACGCGCAGUGCUUUAGAUGCCGUGCGCGAACUUGUAUCGUCUUCUAAUAUUUAUAUUCGUGACAAUAAGACGCAAUUAAACAGCCUAUUGCUGCGAAACAUUGCAAUAUACAUUACAGAUUUGUUGCAUAUAUUUGGGGCGAUCGCUGGACCCCGUGGUGGCAUUGGAUUCCCUGUCACGGUCUCAUCUGGUAGCAGUGCUACUGGUGCUGGAGUCGUAGACGCAGAGACAACUGUAAUGCCGUAUCUGGAAUCCUUGGCCGAGUUCCGCAACCGUGUUCGCGAACAGGCCAAGACUAUUAAAGCAUUCGAGAUAUUAAAAUUAUGCGAUGAACUGCGCGAUAUCGUGCUGCCUAAUCUGGGUGUUCGGCUUGAAGACAAGGAUGGAGGCAAGUUUGCCGUCAAGUUAGUCGAUCGGGAAUCGCUUUUGCGAGAGCGCGAAGCCAAACAGGCCGCUGAGGCGGAGCGUGCCGCCGAAAAAGAGCGCAAGAAGCAGGCUGCGGCCGAAGCUGCAGCAGCCAAGGAAGCGCAGCGUCGCAUCGAUCCACAGCGGAUGUUUUUAAACGAAAAGGAAAAAUACUCGGCAUUUGAUGAAAAUGGUCUACCAACUCAUGACAUAGAUGGCAAAGAGAUUAGCAAAGGACAGCUUAAGAAACUGCAAAAGCUACAACAACAGCAAGAACAACGUUAUAAAGAGUAUUUGGCAUCCAUUAACGGAUCCUAAAACAAAGCAUUUGUACUUCCAAUGAAUAAGUUUAAGUAUUUCCUACUCUGCCAAUAUCUGUCCUCAAUACAAAAUGUGAGUUCCACUCAAUAUUGAAAUUAAAAAUUCCAUACAAAUUUGUACAAGCCUAAUUAUUUAAUCCGUUACAGUUUAUAACGCAUUAUUUCGAAAUGAGACUCCCCGCAUAAUCAUUUUCAUAAAUA
Scaptodrosophila lebanonensis is the source of this 2487-nucleotide messenger RNA. It is a transcript of the gene CysRS, whose product is annotated as cysteine--tRNA ligase, cytoplasmic. Gene Ontology annotation, biological process: cysteinyl-tRNA aminoacylation. Gene Ontology annotation, cellular component: cytoplasm. The record is from RefSeq and is a predicted model, not a curated record. Bases 50 to 2284 code for a protein of 744 amino acids. Lineage: Eukaryota; Metazoa; Arthropoda; Insecta; Diptera; Drosophilidae. Gene Ontology annotation, molecular function: cysteine-tRNA ligase activity; ATP binding. The transcript is spliced from 6 exons.